AUGGAAAAGUUUUCAACUUGGAGAGAUAAAGGUACUGGUAUAUCGCCAUUUAUACCCACUGAAAUACCAACAUUUGGUAAAAAGAAUACAUCUGUACAAACUACAAUACUGAUUAUAUCAUUAUUACCUAUUUUUUUAAUUAAAUUACCCUUUUUAAUAUUUUUCACAUUGACAUAUUCAAUUACUGGAUUAAAUGUAUUAUUAAAAUUUAUUAUACAAGUUUUAUUUGGUUUUAAUUUUGAUUUUUCGGUUGAUGGUGUUAAAAGAUCUCAAGUUGCAAAAUUGGAAAGUUACAAACCAAAGGUUGGUAAUUUGAUAAUUACAAACUAUGCUACUCCAUUAGAUGGUUUCAUUUUUAAAUUGUUUUCAGGUAGAGAUAUUGUUAUAUUAGUACCUGAUAAAUCUGGUGAUUUGUAUAAAUAUACUCCAUGUCAAUUAUGGAACUUCACAUUUGAUAGUUCAAUAAAAGGAGAAUUGGUCACUGAGUUAAGCAAGUAUAAGAACUCAAUUGUAUUUCUAUUAGUUGAAGGUACAUCUUCUAAUAACAAGAGUAUCUUACCAUUUAUAAAUUUGAACCCAAAAUAUGAAUUAGAUCAAUUCAAUAUAAAGUCAUUGAUUUACAAGGUUUCUCCAAAUUAUUUCACAAUGCCAAUUCCAUAUAUAAGCAAAAUCAAAUAUUUAUUUGAAUUGAUUACAAAUAUAUCAAAGAAGCAAAUUAAAUUGAAAAUCUACAAUUAUGAAAAAUUAGAUUUUGGUAAAAUCAAACACUCAUAUGAAUUAAACUCAUUAAAUUCGGUUAAGUUAAAUAUAGAUGAUAAAGAGAAGUUUGUGGAUUAUUAUUUCAAUUACGAUGUUAAAUAA
Insectozyma verbasci is the source of this 861-nucleotide messenger RNA. The record is from the annotation of a GenBank genome assembly. NCBI's taxonomy places the organism in Eukaryota, Fungi, Ascomycota, Pichiomycetes, Serinales, Debaryomycetaceae.